AUGCGGAAGGAUGGAGUGAAGAAGACAGUGCAGCAGCAGAAGUUGCUGCUGCAGCAGCUUGAUGCUGCUGUGCUGCUGCUGUCUCAGCAGCAGCAGCGGCUGUCGCUGCAGCAGCGGGAAACACUAAAGGAGAUUUGUUUUUUCAUAUGCUGCAUCACUGGCGCUGCUGCUGCUGCUGCUGCUGCUCCUGCUGCUGCUGCUGCUGCUGCUGCUGCUGCUGCUGCUGCUGCUGCUAUAUCUUCUGAAACGCGUGCAUUUGCUGCUGCUGCAGUACUAGUAAAACCUGAGGGGCCCCUACCCCGGGGGCCCCCCGGCCUUGACUACAGCCAGAUAGACCUCAAACCGGUGUUGUCUCGGCAUGCGUUGGUAGCAACAGAAGCAGCAGGAGAAUUCGCGCUGCAUUAUGUGGGGGUACGUGAGGUGUAUGUACACCUCGAUCAGCAGCAGCAGCAGCAGCAGCAACAGCAGCAGCAGCAGCAGCAGCAGCAGCAGCAGCAGCAGGGGUCACAUGAGGAGCUCGCUGAGCUGCUGCCUGGGGUCUUGCUGCUGGAUGGGGGCCCCAAAACAACUGCAGCAGAAGCCUUCUCCCUUGCAUGCAUUUCUUCUUUUGCUGCUGCUGCUGCUAGCAGCAGCAGCAGCAGCAGCGUGAAGCAUCGAUUGAUUGCUACUAACUAA
Molecule: messenger RNA, 675 nt
Organism: Eimeria mitis
Lineage: Eukaryota; Apicomplexa; Conoidasida; Eucoccidiorida; Eimeriidae
Exons: 3
Coding region: 1-675 (224 amino acids)
Source: RefSeq, a predicted model, not a curated record